AUGUCCUUGCUACGCCACGCCCUUGUACUCCGGCAGCCCAGCAUCGCUGUGCCACCAGCAUCCGCUUCGCUUCGUUCACUUCGGCUCUACACUCGUUCGCAAUUGGGUGCGCGAUCGUUCUCGAGAACUCCAACAUGGCGCAAGGAGAAGCCUUUUGCCUCGUCACAACACUCGCAUCCUGCUCCCACAAGCACUGAGGCCGACGGCGCGCCUCAGAAACACCUCACGUUCCAGGCACCGGAGCCCAGGCUUUCUAUAAGCUUCACAUGCACGGUGGAGGGGUGCUCUCACCGUUCGACCCAUGAAUUUACGAAGAGGAGCUACACGAAGGGCAUCGUGAUGGUGGAAUGUCCAGGGUGCAAAAAUCGGCAUCUCAUCGCCGACAACUUGGGCUGGUUCAAGGAGAGCACCCAGGACGGGAAGCUCAAAACAGUCGAGGAUCUGAUGCGUGCAAAGGGCGAGAAAGUGAAGAGAGGUGCAAUAGAUGCCGCAGGUGUGGUCGAGUAUGCGCCGGAAUAG
Epithele typhae is the source of this 519-nucleotide messenger RNA. RefSeq names its product DNL zinc finger-domain-containing protein. Gene Ontology annotation, molecular function: zinc ion binding; protein-folding chaperone binding. The coding region runs from base 1 to 519 and encodes 172 amino acids. Gene Ontology annotation, cellular component: mitochondrion. The transcript has 2 exons. Gene Ontology annotation, biological process: protein stabilization; protein import into mitochondrial matrix; protein folding. NCBI's taxonomy places the organism in Eukaryota, Fungi, Basidiomycota, Agaricomycetes, Polyporales, Epitheliaceae. The record is from RefSeq and is a predicted model, not a curated record.